GUGUGGGUUGUGGCUUGCACUUUUCUCGUUCAAACUACAGUAAAAAGUCCUUUUAUCGAGAUGAAUAGACGACAACAAACGUGGAACCGUUUGCAAGAUGAAAUGAAGGCGAAGAGGAAGCGACCGGACCCUCGCGGAAAAGGCAAAAGCAAGAAAUCUGGUUCCGCUCCGCACGAGUUAAUCGUGCAACGUUUAGCAUCUGAGCCAGACAACAAACAAACGUUUAGGCCAGUCCAACCAAGAGAGUUUGUGGCGUUUCCUUACGAGGAUCUUACGCUAGCAAACUUGAAGAAGGCUCUCGCUGACCAUUACAGUUUGCCAG
Molecule: messenger RNA, 322 nt
Organism: Pocillopora damicornis (cauliflower coral)
Lineage: Eukaryota; Metazoa; Cnidaria; Anthozoa; Scleractinia; Pocilloporidae
Source: RefSeq, a predicted model, not a curated record